GCGUUCCCGGCAUGCUGCGCGCUGCCUAGCAACGGUCCAAUUUGAAAGGCCUUUAGGAGGUGGUGAUGGGCGCCUCCCGCAUGGACGCCGCCCAGCUGCCCUCCGCCCUGCGGCUCUACCGCCUGCAAGACCGCAUCGCCACCUACAAGAACUGGCCCUUCACCGAGGGCUGCUCCUGCACCCCGGAGCGGAUGGCCGCAGCCGGGUUCCUGCACUGCCCAAGCGAGAACGGGCCGGACGUGGCACAGUGUUUCUUCUGCUUCAAGGAGCUGGAGGGCUGGGAGCCCGACGACGACCCCCUACAGGAACACAAGAAUCACUCCCCUGGCUGUGCCUUCGUCGCGCUCAAGAAGAAGAUCGAAGACCUGACCGUGCAGGAGUUCCUGAAGCUGGACAAGCAGAGAGCGAAAAACCUGAUUCAAAAGGAAACCUCCCAGAAGAGAGCCACGUUCGAAGAGAAGGCCAAGAAAGUGCGCAGCGCCAUCGAACAGCUGGGCUCCUCGGCGGCGAAUGCUUGUGAAAUCACCCAACCCUUCCGAGUCGAGCCCCGAAUGAAGCAAGCAGCAGAGCCUUUCUCGCGUGUCCUUUAAUAGUGAACAUUUUAUAGAUUUCCAAACUCACAAUGGAAUUGAAAAGAGCAGCCAGCCUGGUGAGAAGGAUUUUUUUUCCCCUCCCGCCCUUUCCUCCCCCAUCUUAAUCCUUUCCAAGGAUCUGGAGCAGAUGUUGGCACAGCACACGGUCUUGCCUGGCUCACGCGUCUCUAGUUGCAGCCCGAUCUUAGUAGGAUUCAAUGGUGUCUUUAUUCUGUAUAUAUGUAUAUUUUGGGGGGGUUGGGAGGGAGGGAGGCGACGCUAACAGUAGGAUUAUAAGUGUGGACUGCCCAGCCCCUCUCAUUGAGGCAGAGAAGGCUUCUCGGAGGAGGUGACCCCCGAUCAGGGGUUUCAAGGCGCCAGCUGUGUGUCGUCUGAGGUGACAGUUGACGGGGACGAGGACAGCGACGGAAGCAGCGUGCCAUCUCUCUCGCUCUUUCUGGGGGGCGGGGGGCGGCCAGCGCACCUCCUCUGCUCUCUUUCCUCGAGGAAGAAGAGGCGGCCCCCAUCGCAGCCGGCCCUGGCCAUCUCUCCCCGGCCCGAGAGUCGAGGUGUGAGCUUCUCCACCCUCCGUCACCCCGGGUUUCCAUUGCUCCCCCGGGGAACCAAGCUGACCCGCGGGCCUUGGGAUCCCCGGGGGCGGUGAUGGUCCGGUCAAGAAAGCGGAAUCGAGGGUGGGCGGGCUUUUUGAUGCGAAACGGGCACCGUUGGACCCCUGGAAGACCCCUCCAUGCCCGGUGGGAGAAGCCUCGCCCGUCUCUGGGCCACCUUCCCAGGGCAGGGCUGGCCGAAAAGCUAACCCCCCUGAGCCGCCGAGGGCCUGAGCUUGCUCGAAACUACCGCUAAUGUUCCUUUGGUUUGGGUAUUUUUUUUUUAUAAUGAAAAAAGCUCCCUCUACCACCUA
Messenger RNA from Tachyglossus aculeatus (Australian echidna), 1494 nucleotides. RefSeq names its product baculoviral IAP repeat containing 5 (gene BIRC5). NCBI's taxonomy places the organism in Eukaryota, Metazoa, Chordata, Mammalia, Monotremata, Tachyglossidae. Bases 66 to 590 code for a protein of 174 amino acids. The transcript is spliced from 5 exons. The record is from RefSeq and is a predicted model, not a curated record.